AUGACGGAAGGAUUCAACAAACCCAAUGAUGAGGAGAUUCAAAGGUUAAUUCAGCAUCAACUUUCUACCAGCCACGGGCCUUGGGUUUUCCUCUAUGCUGUCCAGGUCCAGAUCGAGGGGAUGCUGAUGUAUCAGGUCUGGUACCAGGCCCUUGAUUCCAGAGGCCCUCUCAGGUCUGUCUGUGGACAGAGUAGUGGAUUGGAUAGCUUUUUGGCUUAUGGUCUCUUUCAAGCCUCACAUGAGCAGCCCCACCUCCGGGAGCAGCGCCCCCGCAUCCCUCAGGCUCUAGCCUGCGGUACUGUUUUCUGCCAGAAGAGGCACUGCGGGGCGGCGCCCGCCCAUUCCCACAGCUCCGGGAAGACCCGGGCGGCGGAGGCUUACCCCGCUCCCCUCCCGCUUCCUCCUCUUCCUCCUGCCGGUCUGAGGGCGGCGGUCUCCGACUCAAGUCAGCAGCCGCCGCAGCAGCCGCGGCGACGUCACUGUCUUCCCGGCCUGGCACACAGGGCUCAGGCCGCCGAAUGCCCCUGGACGCGCAUCUCUUCCCAGAGUUCCUGCUUCCUGGGCCAGCCAAAGCCGCAGGUGAGAACGUCCGCGGUAGAGGUGACACCCAGGGCCUGCGGGUCUCAGAGACCCGGUGGCCUCCUCCUCUCCUCCUUGCCUGAGAAACCCCCAUGGGGGCGCCUGCAGCGGGGACACCAAGUGCUCCCCGGAGCCCUGGGAGCACUUCUUCUGAGGCGUGGAGCCCCUGCUCAGGUGCUUCUGAAAGUUCCUUUGUGGACCCCAGAAACCCCUAGGCAACUGUCUGCCCCGCCCCGCGCCCCCGCCGCCACCCGCCCCCUGCCCCCCGCCCCCGCAGUACCCCGCGGGCCCCCAACAUCCCCGAUGCGCAUGCCCAGGGGCCCUGUGAGCUAGAAAGUAGCUGAGCUGGUGCAGUACCUGCUGGUUAAGAACCGGAAGACGGUGGCGAUCAAAAGGGCAGACAUGCUGAAGUAUGUCAUCAAAAGAAAAAUCGAUCCUGCCCUGGUUUGGGGCCUGACAGGCGACCAGGGCACACCAAAGACCCGGCUCCUGAUGAUUACUCUGGACUCCAUCUUCAUGCAGGCCAGCUGUGUCCCCGAGGAGGUGGUCUGGGAGGUGUUGAGGGUGUUGGAGGCACAUUUCUUCUAAAAAGCAUUUCGUCUUUGGGGAGUCCGUGAAGCUCAUCACCAAAGCUAGUGUGCAGCAGAAGUAUCUGGUGCACAAAUAGGUGUCCCACAGUAAUCCCACGCUCUAGGUAUUCUUGUGGGGGCUCUCAAAGGAAACAAGACAGAUGGAAGUCCCGGAGUUUGUGACCAAAGUGAAGGACACCCACCCCAGUUCCUUUCUGUGGCAGUAAAUGAGGCAUUGAGAGAAGAGGAGGAGAUACCCCGUGUGUGGGGAAAAGAAAGAGAGAUCAGCCUGUUACUGUGUCUAUAUAGAAGGAAGUAGACAUAAGAGACUCCAUUUGGUUCUGUAUUUGAGAUGCUGUUA
Molecule: messenger RNA, 1509 nt
Organism: Rhinopithecus roxellana (golden snub-nosed monkey)
Lineage: Eukaryota; Metazoa; Chordata; Mammalia; Primates; Cercopithecidae
Product: wiskott-Aldrich syndrome protein homolog 1-like
Exons: 5
Coding region: 1-912 (303 amino acids)
Source: RefSeq, a predicted model, not a curated record